CCACAGUCCACACCCACCCUUUUUUGCCGUGGGCGUGCAUUGCUAGCUGCUUCGUGCUCGUAGUCCACCGUCGCCUCCGCGGCUGCGGCAUCUCUUCUAUCUAGUCUAGGACGAAAAGAAGGAACUAGCAGCAGCUAAGCUAGCUAUAGGCCGAGGAUCUUCCGAAGGAAUUGAAGUUGAGUAUCCGAUCCAUGGCAGCGAACGGGGAAGAUCGGCAGGCGGCGGCGGCGGCGGCGGCGGAAGAGGAGAUCGUACUGGAGAUGCCCGUCAAGCCGGCGCCACCGCCGCCGCUGACGUCGCCGCCGGUGAAAGUUUCUCCGGCGUGGGAGACGGCGGCGCUGCCGUCGAGCAUGGUGGCGGUGCAGGUGUUCACGGUGGUGAUGCUGUUCCUCUCCAAGCUGGCCCUCAACACCGGCAUGCGCCCCUGCGUCCUCAUCGUCUACCGCAACCUCGUCGCCGCCGCCGCCGUCGCACCACUCGCCUUCUUCUUCGAGAGGGAGAUGUGGAAGAAACUGAACUUGGCUGUGCUGGGUUGGAUUUGCCUAAAUGCUACAUUCGGAGCGGUGUUGGCGAUGGGGCUCUACUACUAUGGACUGCAGGCCACAAGCGCCGCCUACUCCGUCGUCUUCCUGAACCUCAUCCCCAUCGUCACCUUCGUCAUCGCCGUCUUGGUCAGAGCCGAGAAGGUGGCGCUGGGGAAGUGGCCUGGUAGGCUCAAGGUCCUGGGCGCCCUGACGUGCGUGGGCGGCACGAUGGUCGUCAGCCUGCUCAAAGGCCACCUCCUGCACCUGUGGCCUACGCACCUGCUGAAAGCCUCCCGCGCCGCCGGUACGCCGGCGGCGAGCGGCGGCCGUCACCGUGACAUGCUCACCGGCACACUGUUCCUGUGCGGCAGCUGCCUGGGCUACGCCCUGUGGUUCAUCGUCCAGGCAAGGCUGGGGAAGGUGUUUCCGUCAAGGUACUGGGUGACGACGCUGACGUGCCUGUCAGCAAGCAUACAGGCUUUCGUCGUCGGCGUGUUCCUCAGCCAUGACAGGGCAGACUGGAGGCUCAAGUGGGACCUGCAGCUUCUCACAGUGGUCUACUCGGGCGUGCUCAACACGGGCGUCACCUUCGUCCUCAUCUCGUGGGCGGUGAGCCGUCGCGGGCCCAUCUACCCUUCCAUGUUCAACUCGCUGUCGCUGAUCAUCACCACGGUCAUGGACUCGCUGCUGCUUGGCACCAAGGCCUUGAUGCACGGGGCAGGGUGCUGGGGGCGUUGCUGAUCAUCGUGGGGCUGUACGCGUUCCUGUGGGGGAAAGGCAAGGAGCUGCAGGCUGCAGCGGCGGCGGCGGCGAAAAAGAAGAAGCUGGAGCAAGAGCAGGAGGAGGAGAGGCAAUUAGGCGGAGUCCAGAUGACCUACUAGCUUAGCUAAUUAAGUCUCUAAUAAGCUGCUAGCUAGCUGUACCUACCUGAUUACCAAAUUGUAGCCUAACUAUGUAUCGAUGAUAGAUUGAAUACCCCACCGAGAGAAGAUAUGCUACAAAUACAUCAACACAAAACAUGAAGAGGCAAUUUGGCAGGCAUUAUUUAUAUAUGUAUGCAUGCUGUACAAUGGCAUAGCAGCAAAUAUAUGCAGAAUGCAUGUAAUUCAAUACAUCUAUAUGACGUACUUAAGGUUAA
Messenger RNA from Zea mays, 1662 nucleotides. RefSeq names its product WAT1-related protein At1g09380. Gene Ontology annotation, cellular component: membrane. The transcript has 7 exons. Gene Ontology annotation, molecular function: transmembrane transporter activity. The record is from RefSeq and is a predicted model, not a curated record. Lineage: Eukaryota; Viridiplantae; Streptophyta; Magnoliopsida; Poales; Poaceae. Bases 192 to 1265 code for a protein of 357 amino acids.